AUGCUGCCAACGCCUCGUGGCACAUCAACUGGACUUGGAGCUUCGUCCUGUGUGGCAGCAGCAUUGGGGGAAGGCGGGAUGCGCUUGCCAUCACGCGUGUUCACAGUUAGUGGUGGAAACAGGGGAUUACAGGCGGAGCGAUGUAGGAAGGGUCUAAUUAAUGAGGGCCUCGUUCAUGUCUGUGGAGGGGUUGUUGUUGCCUUUGGAGAUGGAACGUGUUUUGGGCGUGAGCGGAAGGUUUCUGUUGUUGGUGCGGGAGCAGUAGGCACGGCAGCGGCGUUUGCUAUUAUGACUAAAGGUAUUGCAAACACUGUCGCUCUCUACGAUAUUGACGAAGAUAGAUGCAACGGUGAAGUGAUGGACUUGGACCAAGGCUCACUGUUUCUGGAGUCUUAUAUAACGAAGACUGCGGACUCGGAUAUCGUUGUAGUAACAGCUGGGGUCCGGCAAGCUGUUGGCGAAUCCAGAUUGAACCUUGUUCAACGCAAUGUUGAUAUAUUUAAAAAACUAAUUCCUACUCUCGUUGAACAAAGCCCAAAGUGCAUUCUCGUUAUCGUUACAAAUCCAGUUGAUAUCAUGACCUAUGUCUCCUGGAAGUUAAGCGGCUUUCCACAGCAUCGUGUCUUAGGAUCUGGAACCAUGCUUGACACUGCUAGAUUUCGGCACAUUCUUGGCGAGAAGUUGAAUGUGCAUCCUAGUGCCAUACACGGUUACGUAGUCGGCGAACAUGGAGACUCGAGUGUGCCAGUAUGGAGUAGGGUGACCGUUGGUGGAGCAAAUCUCUGUGACAUUUAUCCCAAGAUCGGCCAAGCCGGCGAUCCCGACGAUUUUGCUUCCAUUCACAAGGCUGUUGUCGAUAGCGCCUACGAAAUCAUUCGCAUGAAGGGCUGCACUGCUUGGGCCAUAGGUCUCUGUUGUGCCUCCCUGUGUAAUGCGAUUCUGCGAAACAAGAAAAUUGUGAUUCCAGUUUCCACCUCACUUAAGGACAAACUUGGUAUUAAGGAUGAAGUAUUCGCAAGCGUGCCCUGUAUAGUCGACAGCAGCGGCGUGUCUGCAGUGAUCAACCUCGAGUAUUCGCCUAGUGAGAAACAAAGCCUGUUGGCCAGUGUUGAGACUCUUCAGAAGAUUAUCGCAGGCAUCAAGUGGUGA
Messenger RNA from Echinococcus granulosus, 1149 nucleotides. RefSeq names its product L-lactate dehydrogenase A chain. Gene Ontology annotation, molecular function: L-lactate dehydrogenase (NAD+) activity. The record is from RefSeq and is a predicted model, not a curated record. The transcript has 9 exons. Lineage: Eukaryota; Metazoa; Platyhelminthes; Cestoda; Cyclophyllidea; Taeniidae. Gene Ontology annotation, cellular component: cytoplasm. Bases 1 to 1149 code for a protein of 382 amino acids. Gene Ontology annotation, biological process: carboxylic acid metabolic process.